Molecule: messenger RNA, 962 nt
Organism: Maylandia zebra (zebra mbuna)
Lineage: Eukaryota; Metazoa; Chordata; Actinopteri; Cichliformes; Cichlidae
Product: caspase-7-like
Biological process (GO): proteolysis
Molecular function (GO): cysteine-type endopeptidase activity
Source: RefSeq, a predicted model, not a curated record
GGACCUCAGCUACAUCACCAUGUCCCAGCAGAGACGACCAGUGGGUGGGAAGGCUGAGGUGAACCGGGCAGUGGUGGUGUCCGUGGCCGAGUUUUACCCCGGGGUGAAGAUGGGGAACAGGGCCGGAGCCAAGAGGGAUGCCAAGAGGCUCCACAGUACCCUCAGCAGGCGGGGCUUUAAGGUGGAGUUGCACAGCGACCUGAGCGGCGCCGAAAUCUACGAGCUGUUUGAGAAAGAGAGCAGGCGGCCCGUGAAGGACUGCUUCCUGGCUGUCUUGUCGUCUCACGGGGAGGAGGACUGCGUGUUCGGAGCCGACGGCAAACCCGUCCGGCUGUCUCGGAUCUUCGCAUAUUUUGACAACGAGUGCAUGGAGAAUAAGGCCAAAGUGUUCCUCAUACAGGCGUGUCGCGGAGACGCUCUGGAUGAUGGAGUGGAGGUGGACUCGGCCGGUGACGCCACCGACUGCAGCUUCUCCCUCCACCUCUCAGUUCCUGUAGAUACAGCUGUGAUGUAUGCCACGCCCCCAGGUUACGGAGCCUUCAUGAGCCCGCUUGGAUCCGUCUUCCUUCAGACGUUCUGCACUUUGUUGGAGGACGAGGCCCAUCAGAACCUGGAGCUGACUCGCCUGAUGCCCCGCCUCUCCCACAGGGUGGCCUACACCUUCCAGGCCAAAGGUCGUGAGCUGGGCGGGAAGAAAGAGAUGCCGUGCUUCCUGACACGACUGACCAGAGAGGUGUUCCUGUCCUCAGAGUCAGAGAGAGCCGGAAAAGCAGAGGGAAUCUCAGCCACAUUACUGGUUGGUACUGAGAGCACCAGAACACGGACACCUUCCAUCAGUUAGACCAAAUCACGGCAGAGCACAUGGAGGAAUGGAAAUGAUCUUGUUUUUGUGUGGUGUCGUUCUAAAACUGUGUGAAGAAAAUGUUUAGCAUGUCCUGUACAUAUGUAUGUAUGCACUUUAU